AUGCUCGCGCUGGCGCAUCCUUACGAUCCAUCUUCAGAGGUCGCACAUAGAGCUUCUUCGUCUUCCAUACCUCGUCAGAGGCCCUCACACCGGAAACCUUCCUCUUCUUCAUCUUGCUCAGCAUCGGCCUCGUCUUCGAGGCAUUCUUCUUUAUCAACUAUGCCAUCUAUAUCAACGAGUACAACGUCUCGCCACGCACAAAGCUCACAGGAGCACCAUCAUCAACAACAGCCACCACCACCACCAACGCACAACUCUGCUCGCCCACAGCAACCAAAACUCUCCGUGUCAUCGUUCUCGUCGACCUCGACAUCAGCAAAAGCAGCGAGUAUCCCUGUACCCCCUGUGGUCAAUACUGCUGGGACAUUUGACAUUCAUUCAUAUCCUUCUAUCGACCUCCUACGUCUUCUCGCUUCCCUUCUUUCUCAAAUCGCGGCGGCAAAUGACAAGCUAGACUCUCCCUCCUCGGUUUCGCUGACACAAUCGCAUUCAGUUGUACCAUCUUAUGCACCACCUUCCCCUUCGAUAGAACAUGCGCCAUUUUGGCGCACCCUAACCACUGCAUCCCGGUCCGCCCUCGCCACACCGUCCUCCACGCUCACUUUUCAUGCGCGAAAUAUACCCACAAUUACAUUGGAAGCUUAUUUGCUUAGGAUCCUCAAGUAUUGUCCGACAACCAACGAGGUUUUCCUAUCCCUGCUCGUGUAUUUCGAUCGCAUGUCUAAACUGAGCGCCGACGCCACGGGAAAGACAUUCGUCAUUGACUCCUAUAAUAUUCAUCGCCUGGUCAUUGCUGGCGUUACUGUCGCCAGUAAAUUCUUCAGUGACGUUUUUUAUACGAACUCGCGCUAUGCCAAGGUUGGAGGUCUACCCCUGGCGGAGUUAAACCAACUAGAACUUCACUUUCUACUCCUCAAUGACUUCCGACUGGUCAUUCCCAAAGAUGAAAUGCAACGAUACGCCGAGCAGUUGAUACUGUUUUCGACCUCGACCUCUCCGAGUUCUAGUCCUCCUACCGCUUCACCCGACAGUGUACAUGUGCAUUCAAGCAUACGACCCGACCACCCAAAUCCGUCCCCGGGUUCGACUUCAUCCACAUCCGAUAUCUCUACUUACUCUUCCUCUGGGUCGUCCACUGUCGUACGUGGCAGCAACACAUCCCCGUCGUCUUCCCACACAGGAUACGAACCUAUACCCGAAACCAGUGAAACUCAAAGUUUGAGAAUGUGUGUUAUGGGUGCUAUCGAUGCUUACGGUGGGAAAAUUCCUGGCGCUACGUCGACGGCGACUGUUCCAGGAGCUUAUGCUACCACUGAUAGUACUACCACCACCACCAGUGCGAAGGUUGUGACAGGCAGUGCGAGCAUUCAUAGGGAUACUGGGUUUGGACAUGGAAUAAAUGGCACGUCCGUGAUGAAAACGCCCCGAAGAGGUUCCGAUGCGUCGUCGGUGUAUUCGGUCUCGUCCCAGUCUGAUGUCGACACGGAGACUGAGGGUGAGACCGAGACUGACGGAGGGUGGACUACGGAUGAUGAACCUACAAUUAGACCAGCUGGGCAUCGGGGCAGUAUCUGUGGUAGUAUCAGUGGUGACUCGAACAGUUCGUGUAGUUUUGACGAGGUUGACAGUAGAGAUACAGAGGUUGAUGAUGUUGGAAAACAUGAUGUGUCAAGUAGAGCUUUGAGAAGGAAUGGGAGGAGUGGUGGUUCAGAGGGAGACGAGGAGGGUGAUGAUGAGAAAGAGGAUGAUGCGGAGGAGUCUAUGGAUUUUGAUGAUGAAGGUGGAAGUAAUAGGGCUAUGGUUGUGGAUGUUGAACGGACACCGGAUUCUGAAAGGAUUCGGAGAGGUGGGGAGGGAGUUGGCAUCGACGUCAACCGUAGCCAGGGCAAGAUACCGCCUGUCAGUGGUUGGGCAUAGAAUGAAAUGGACUGCCUUACGGAGGGUGUCCAUGGGUGUUACUCACGCCGUGAUACGAUGAAGCGGGCCAUACGAACUUGGUGGGUGGAAAGACGACAGUUCGUCCACGAAAGCAGAACAUGGGUAGGGUCAGAGUGGGAACGCCUCACCACAAGGUCGAUUUCGAAUUCCGUUGAGGAUGACUCGAAAUAACGGAAGGCCCGGGUCCCCAGGGUCGAAUGCUAUUGACGGUCCCCAUCAACUGUAACAUCAGCAGUUCCUGGAUCGGAUCGAUUUGAAAAGCGCUACCAUACUUCUUUUCUGCAAGGCCCUUUUUCACCCUUGGAUGCUGAAAACAAAGUGUGCGUGCAGUUGCGCGUGUGAUAAGAGUCGUGGAUGUGUGGACAUGGAGGAACUGUUUCGUUUUCUCUUCUUUUUGAGUAUCUCUGCUGAAUCAAUGAACUUUUAUGAUUUCCUUGCAGAUUGUCUAUUCGUGUACAUACGGGUUUUUUUUACUUUAUGUAGCUCUCCUCUUAAACUUUCACACAUCUUAUCCUCACCAAUAGUUCAUGGCUGAUUGACUCGACUCUUUUUUUUUUUAUUCUGGGUUUUGAUAGAUUAUUGCAAUAAUGUAAAUGAUUAUGACUUC
Marasmius oreades (fairy-ring Marasmius) is the source of this 2545-nucleotide messenger RNA. RefSeq lists its product as uncharacterized. Gene Ontology annotation, molecular function: protein kinase binding; cyclin-dependent protein serine/threonine kinase regulator activity. Lineage: Eukaryota; Fungi; Basidiomycota; Agaricomycetes; Agaricales; Marasmiaceae. Bases 1 to 1917 code for a protein of 638 amino acids. Gene Ontology annotation, cellular component: cyclin-dependent protein kinase holoenzyme complex; nucleus. Gene Ontology annotation, biological process: regulation of cyclin-dependent protein serine/threonine kinase activity. The transcript is spliced from 2 exons. The record is from RefSeq and is a predicted model, not a curated record.